Molecule: messenger RNA, 2270 nt
Organism: Apis cerana (Asiatic honeybee)
Lineage: Eukaryota; Metazoa; Arthropoda; Insecta; Hymenoptera; Apidae
Gene: Fibroin4
Product: silk fibroin 4
Source: RefSeq, a predicted model, not a curated record
CAUUAUAUUAACAUUUAAUUAUAUUUACAUUUGAUUCAAUCAAUAAAUAUUGAAUUAUCAUUUUACAAACGAAUACACAAAAGUAAAUAAUAAGUUAGAUUAUAAUAUUUUCAAAAUCAAUAUUUAAAUAACAAUUACAUAACAUAUGCGUUAAAUAUAUGAACUAUAAAUAAAUUUAUUAUUAUCAUUAUUAUUUCUUAAAUGAUUUCUUGUAAGAUUAGACUGUUUUACUUUCCACUUUCCAUUCUGAAUAUAUAUAUAAGUAUAACAUUGAUAUUAAUAUUUUAAUUAAAUAUAUACAAAUUAAAUAUUAAAACUAUAACAUCAAUAAUAAAAUAAUCAAACGAUUAAAAUAAUUUAUAUUUAUAGGGAACACAAUGCCUUUAAAAAUAAUAGUUUUUUUAAGAUAAAAGAUAUAAAAGAUAAAAGCAAACAUGUAAAAUAAUUACGAUAAAUAUAGAAAAUUACUUUUAAUUAAAAACAAGGAUGGAAUAUUUUUAAAUAAUGAAAUUAUAUCUAUUAAAAUAAUCAAUACACAUAACGAAUAUUUAAUUCUGUAAUAAAUAUUUUAAUUUUUAAUUAAAAUAUUUAAUUAAUAAAUAAUAUAAUUAUUUAUUCAAAUCUCUGCGAUAUUUUCAAAAUUUGAUACAUUUUAAAUACAAUUUAAAUGUAUCAUAAAUAUCUAUAACAAUCUAUGUAAUCAAAUUACUAACAAAAUUUGAAUCUUAUUAUCUCAUAUUCCAAAAUUCAGUUUCAAAAUAAUUUUCAAAAUUAUUUCUGAAAUAAUAAAUUUUCUUUACCAAAAUCCUACAAUCACACGAAUAAUAAAUAAUCUCUCCCCAAAGAAGAAACAAAUAUUAUAUUCCAGACUGGAGUCCACCUAAAUAAACCCAGAUUUCCCCAUAUAAAAAUAUCGAUAACAAAAAGAUAAAGUUACAUAUUUGAAUAUCCGUGCAACAACAUUUACAAAUAAUAACACCAAUGUUUUCACAAUUGUGAAUAUCGGUAUAAAACGAGGAAAUCCCGCCCAAGUCGGCAUCAAUUUUGCGAAGCAGCCUCGAAGAUGAAGAUCCCAUCCAUACUCGCGGUUUCCCUGCUGAUCUGGGGUUUGGCAAGCGGCGCAAGCGAAGAGGUGGAGACACGGGGCAAGACCAAGACCUCGACAGUGGUGAAAAGCGAGAAAGUGGAAGUCGUUCCCGCUAAGGAUGAACUUAAAUUAACGAGCGAGCCCAUCCUUGGAAGAAGAGUGGGAACUGGAGCAUCCGAGGUGGCAUCUAGCAGCGGUGAAAUCAUCGCAAUAAGUCUUGGAACAGGGCAGGCAGCGGCAGAAUCUCAGGCCGUGGCCGCCUCGCAAUCCAAAUCGGCAGCGAACGCCGCCAUAAGCGCAAGCGAGCUUGCCAACAAAGUUGCUGCUCUAGUUGUUGGCGCGACUGCGGCGCAAGCGAGAGCGGCCGCCGCCUCCUCAGGCGCGUUGAAGGCCAGCUUGGCGACCGAAGAAUCGGCGGAAGAGGCCGAGGCGGCCGUGGCUGUCGCCAAGGCUGCCGCGGAAAAGGCCGAAUCCCUGGCGAGAAAUCUCGCGUCGGCGAGCGCUCGUGCGGCUAUCUCGUCGGAAAGAGCGAACGAAUUGGCUCAAGCUGAGAGCGCGGCAGCGGCCGAAGCGCAGGCCAAGACAGCCGCCGCCGCCAAAGCAGCGGAAAUCGCCCUUAAGGUCGCUGAGAUAGCGGUGAAAGCGGAAGCAGACGCGGCAGCUGCCGCCGUGGCAGCUGCAAAGGCAAGGGCCGUAGCAGACGCGGCCGCUGCCCGUGCUGCAGCCGUGAACGCCAUCGCCAAGGCGGAAGAGGAGGCCUCGGCCCAAGCAGAGAACACCGCCGGUGUUUCGCAAGCUGCCGCCUCCGCUGCGGCGGAAUCGCGAGCCGCUGCAGCAGCCGCCGCUGCUACUUCGGAGACAGCGGCUGAAGCUGGCCCGUUAGCAGGGGAGCUGAAACCACCACAAUGGAAACGGAUUCCUGUGAAGAAGGAAGAGUGGAAAACAUCAACGAAGGAAGAAUGGAAAACGACGAAUGAAGAAUGGGAGCCGGUGGCGAAAUAAAAGGGCGCGAAGUGGCGAGGUCGACAACACAGGAAGUUGCAUUUGAAAGAAAUUGGACAUCUUUAAGGCAGAGUAUAUUGUAGAGUUUGAGAGGAUAGCGCGCAUACGAGAGAUGAUUAAAAGAUAUUAAAUGCGAAUCGAAAUUGUACGGAUGACAUUAUUAAACUGUUGUAGCAAAUCA